UUUUGAAUAUUUAAUUAAUUAUUUAUUUUGCAGAGAAAUAUCCUAUUUCAACAUGCUUGUAUAUAUUUAUUCUGUAAUUAUUUUAAAUUUCUAAAUUAAUUUUCAAAUGAAUAUUUGUAUUUAAAGCUUUUAAAACCUUAUCAUAUGAAAUUUUUAAUCAUUAAAAUUCUAUCUGAGUAUGUAUUCUCUUUACGGUCUUGUCCUCUCAACGCCAACUCGCAUUUUAUCGUAGUUAAAACCCUGCAUCUCUUUUAUAUUAUAUUCAUUAAUUGCAAGGGCCCUAAUUCAAUUUUUUACAAGCAAUAAAAGGAAUAAUUAUUUGUUGCUAAGAAAUGGAAAACCCUAAAAUUUAAUCAAUCAAAAUAGCUAGGCUUUCAGUUUCACACUCGAUAAACUUUUGGGGAACCUAGGUAUUUGAUAAAACUGUAAUAGUAAUAAAGGAGAAAGAAAUAGUAAAAAUAUAUUAUAAUAUGAUGUUUCACUAUAACUGAAAUUAUGGUAGAUUUUAUGCAUGCAUCAACAGGCAAAAUAUUGUGCCAUGGUAAUUUUGCAAGUUAGGUUGAAAAAGAAUGUUUUGUUUGUCUGGGAAAGAGAUUGUUCGAAAAUCGACUUCGAAUCUCGAAAUCGUUGUUUCGCGAAAGUUGUUCUUUAGUUACGCCUGGCUUUAUCGUUAAGGAACGUCAGAAUCAAACCACAGGACGUAGAUUUAUACUUCUGUAAUAAUUCUGUUGGUCGAAAGACUUUUAAAAGGAAUUGCAAAUGGAGGCUGUAUCUUCUGUCUCCCCAACAAAGAACAGUUCAAGCUUUUCUGGGAUGCUGCAAGCUUCUUCUGACUUUCUAUUGUCACAGGAGAAAAGGGUGGAUGAGCAAGAAAAUUUCACAUUUCCACAGCUAACACCGAGCUCUAUCCUGCAAGAAACUUUGCACAGCUUGGAUUCAAAGGUUCCGUUGAUUCCUGGUCUUGAUGAAGUUUUAAUGCUAAGCACAACAAAAAUAGGCACAAAAGUAAGAAAGUUUGCUUGGAGAUAUUUGUAUGCUGGACUUAUCUCUUUGCUUCAGCGGUUCCAAACUCCGGAUGAUGCAGAAUUUGAUCUAAGGACCCCCCAGUCACCUGGUCUAGAGUACAACAACCUACACGAUCCUCAUUUGAAAAAGUAUUUUCAGAAGCCCUAUGUGCGGGACAGCCUGACCAAACAAGGCCUUAUUACCAAGGAUGGUUUCGUCAAAUGUUCGACACGUGAGUUUAAUGAAUACAGACAAUGGAUUCGCCGUUUAAAACUGAAUAAGAUGGAUGCCGAGGCAAAGGAGAUACAAGAACUUGAGAGGCAGGAAAGACAACUAGAGGAUGAUGAGUCAGAUGUUCCUAGAAGGCAAAUGAGUGAGCAUGCCCUUGAAAUUCUUGAGGCGAACAAACAGAAGCGAUUUAUUGCCAAGAAGAAUUAUUUGCAGAGAAAAAGAAAAGAGAAAGAACAACGCAAGAGGUUAAUGAAACAUCUGGAGCAAGAAUUCAAAACCAAAGCUGAGUUGCGAGAAGAUCAGCAAGAUGUGAAGAGGAUGAAGUGCAAAAACCGGAAAACGGAGGAAGAAUUGAGAAGAUUAGAACACAAAAAGAAUGAGGAUAUUGUAAGCGCUAUUUAUCAUUAGAUAUAUUGUGACCGAUUUUGAGCAUGUAAAUUUUCGGAGGGAGGGGGGAUUUUACCUAUUUAUCCAUGUCCUAAGUCUUGUUUGGCUCUUCUAUUUUUUGGACAUUUGUGCAACUUCUCUGAGGAUAAUCUUAUCUUUGAGCAUGUUAAAGCGGCUCAAACCUCUGACUGCACACCUUCGGGUUUAUUUUAGAUCUGCCCUCGGUCUUGCUCGCAUUCAUAAAUUCUUUAAAUGCGAACUAGCUCUUUGGAGAAACUAAGCUUUCACAAAAUUUCUUUUGUUUCCUUUCAUCGUCCAGAUCGUCUAUAGUUUGAGGAAACUUUGACAUCAACUGUGCGUCGAAAGUUCUUUGUCAGCUUUGCUAUUAUUUCAAAUUUGACUUGCACUUCUUCCACAUUCAUCGCAUCUCUCAAUGUCCUGACUUUUCAAACUUUGCUAUGUAAUGACAGUUCUGUUGCUUUCUUUUCCAGUUUGAACUUUGCUUCUUUGAAUCCUUCUCAGUUUUUUUGUUCUGAACCGAAGCUUUUCUUUCCGGAUUCCUAAGAACAAGGCUCGAUCAGGGUUGAAGUUGCAUUGAAGAACAGUCAUUACCUGUCUCUUAUUUAUUGGGUCCCUAUAUCAAAUGCUUCAGCCUUUUUCAGCAAAAAGCAACAAGGAUUCAGACAUUAGCAGAAAAGGAUGAACAAUAUAAGAAGAGACAAAAAGAAAUCAAAGAUUACAGAAAGAUGGACCGGAAGAACAAAGAACGAAAGGCAAUCGAAAAAUGGAAACGGCGUCAAACGUACUGCUUUAAGAAGAUGGAAGAGAAGAAGGUGCAAAUUGAGAAGGAAAUGCAAGAACGGAGAGAAAGCAUGCUAAGGCGUAACGAUGCAUUCAACAGGGAACGGCAAAAAAGAGAAGAGCAACACGAGAAGUCAAUGCAACUCAGUCGUGAAUUGGCGUACGAUCAUUUGCAAAAAGCGAACAAAUUUAUUGAGAAGGCAGAGAAGAAAAAGGAGGCUGAAAUCAAGAGAUGGCGUGAAAAGAACUUGGCAAGAAUGUCCCCAAAGCUGCAUCCACAAAGACCAGAUGCUAUUGAGACAUCGAAGAGUAGAAAAUCUCGUGGAAAGGGGAAAAAAGGAAGCAUGUGGAAGAUUGAUAAUUGCUUGACAGCAAGUGAUUAUACUGACAGAAAACCUGGAAGAUCAUCAAAUAGCACUGCAGCUAAUAAACGGCCCAGCGAUAUGUUUGAUAAUGCAGCAAUUGUAAAGGUGCCUUUUAAUCUUCAAUUGUUACGUGGCUAUGCAUUUACUCUUGGUAGAUCAAUUAGAAAUUCUACUUCAGGCAAACUGCGCUCCGGUUUAGGCCCGUACUACUGUCUACAAUUUUGAUUCAUGCAUUCGAGCGCAAAGACAUAUUCAAUUGAAUAUUUUUGCAUACAUUAGACCUAUAACCAUAAGAUAUUGCCCUAUUAGUUUAACCUUUCUAAGUUACUGAAAUAUCAAAUUUUAAAGGUCAAUGUAGCACGUUUAUAUAUCUCAGUAUAAAUAGUCCAUCAUGUGACGAAUUACUGUGUUUACCGGUCCAUCAUUAAGUGCUCGAUGCCUGUCUUGGCAAAGAAAUACUCGCUUCGAUGUAUAAAACUGGACGAUUCUAAGUUGCUACUUCGAGUUUCACGCUCAAUACGAUCAUAAGACAACUAGCC
Rhopilema esculentum is the source of this 3328-nucleotide messenger RNA. The record is from RefSeq and is a predicted model, not a curated record. NCBI's taxonomy places the organism in Eukaryota, Metazoa, Cnidaria, Scyphozoa, Rhizostomeae, Rhizostomatidae.